Molecule: messenger RNA, 519 nt
Organism: Fusarium venenatum
Lineage: Eukaryota; Fungi; Ascomycota; Sordariomycetes; Hypocreales; Nectriaceae
Source: RefSeq, a predicted model, not a curated record
AUGCAUUCAACGGUUGCGCACAUCUUAUUUGUUUUGGGCACGGUAUCAUGCAUCCAAGGAACUUCGGCCCAAACCACCGUGUUCAUAAUGGACGACGGAGGCAAUUUCAACUGCCCGGGAGUCCUUCGUAAUAACGACAACAACGACAAGAAAACAUACUGUUGUGUCGGCGGAGAACUCGAUCUCAGCACCUGUCAAGGCUGGCCCAUCUGCACAGGCAGUUCCUGGAAGCCGAAGCCGAUUAGCUGUGCAACUACGGUACCUAUCAGUGCCACAGAUUACAAUGCACAAAUCAAGAGCGCAAGAUCGAAAUAUCUUGAGGAUGACACGGCAUCAGUGACUAGCGAUUUUGUGUCCUCGGCGACUGUGGAGGAGAGUGGCAGCCAGCAGGCGGCUACUGCAUCAGCUACUGGUGCGGCAACUGAGUCUUCAACAACAGGUAAUGGCGCUAGUGUCGUGAUGCCAGGUCUGGCAGGUGGAUUAGUGGGAGGUUUGAUGGUUUUGUGGAAUGCUCUGUAG